Molecule: messenger RNA, 1251 nt
Organism: Hermetia illucens (black soldier fly)
Lineage: Eukaryota; Metazoa; Arthropoda; Insecta; Diptera; Stratiomyidae
Exons: 1
Coding region: 347-1216 (289 amino acids)
Biological process (GO): response to X-ray; DNA recombination; positive regulation of ligase activity
Cellular component (GO): nucleus; DNA-dependent protein kinase-DNA ligase 4 complex; DNA ligase IV complex
Molecular function (GO): DNA binding
Source: RefSeq, a predicted model, not a curated record
AAUUUUCAAGAUGGGGAAUCAAAGUGGUAAUUCCUAAAGGUUGUGCAAUUGUCCUAGACAUGACUGAAUCAUAAAUAUCCCACAAUAUUCACAAAACCAUAACAGUUUUCCGGCUUUGCGGUUUGUUUAUUGAAGUAGAGAUAAAAUCAAAUCUGCAUAAUUCAAGCAUCAUAUUUCGCUCAAGUCAAUACAACAAUUGAAUUGGAAUUUCGGGCACCAGCUGAUAUUUCAGCUAUUCAGCCAAUGUCAAAAUAAACUUCAAGCUGUCAGUUGCGAACUCAACUUGUGGUGAAAUACGAUUUUGUAAAUAAUAUAGUGCUCCUGGGAAGAUUGUUUAUUAGCAGUGAUGGAUCAUUCCCCUACUACAUUUUUAAACAAGUUGCCGAUUGCUAACACUAGCGAAUAUUAUAUUUUGAAAUCCAUCUGGUCGUCAGAGGAAGUCAAUUUGAAUUUGAUUGAUUUCCGGGAUGCAAGCAACGAAUGGUCAGGAAGCAUCUCAAAUGAAUAUUUGAAGGCAUCGGCAGAAGCACUCGAUAUACCCUUCGAUGAUUUCUGCGCAGAAACGAAGGGAGCUCUAAGUACAAAUGGCGGUUUGCGUAGCUUUGAAUACGCCAUAGAAAACGACGAAUUUGUCCUGCGGAAGGUUGAUACAGUCAGAGUAAUAUAUUGCCAAGUGCCUCUGGUUCGCGAAACAAGUCUCCUUCAGAAAGUCUUCCUUGAAGCGAUGGACACAAUUGACACCCUUAAAAUUGAGCUUAGCACGAAGCAACUGGAUUACCAAACAUUAGACAUGGAAUUCAAAAUGCUUGCCCAAUCUUAUGAAAAAUCGGUCGUUGAGAAAAACGCCAGUGAAAAGGAGUUACUACAGAAGUGUGCUGCGCUGCUGAACUCAAAGAAAAAUAAAAUCGCGGAGCUACAGGAAUUACUAGCGGAAGGUCGAAGAUUAGCAGAACAAAACCGUGUUUCAUCAAACGUUCAGCAAGGAAGCAAUGGCGAUGGCGAGCGACUAACACAACCCAUGCCCAUUUCUGAAACGCAACGGCCAGUUCGAUCUUUGCCUAAACGAAAAAAUUUGGUUGCAGCUGAAACAGCUGAGAAACGGAUCAGGACACUGGAGCAAGAGGCCGAAGAAGUGAAUAAGGUAAGACCAGGGAAAAGUGAUGACAGCGAGAAAGCUUUGGACAGUGAAGAUAUGUUUGACGCUAUGAUAGGAUGAGGAUGUCGAAUAAUAAAGCUAUUUUGUUGUGUUAA